AUGGUGAUGCAAGAUGUGAGACUCCGUGGGUGUCUGUUCCACUACACCCAGGCAGUGUGGAGGAGGGUCCAAGAAAUAGGACUGACGCUUGUGGGUUACAUGAGGACCCAAUGGAUCUACAAGAGAACAUGUCCCCCUUCAAGCCUAUCUUGCUUCCGACAGACAACAAGAACAAACAAUCACAUCGAAGGGUGGCACCGGCGCCUAAAUGCAAAAGUCGGAGAGCAACAGCUGGGACUAUACCGUCUUAUCAAAGCCCUACAUCGGGAGGCGUGUCCCUGCUCCCUAUCAAGAUCCUCCUGCUGA
Haliotis rubra (blacklip abalone) is the source of this 306-nucleotide messenger RNA. RefSeq lists its product as uncharacterized. Lineage: Eukaryota; Metazoa; Mollusca; Gastropoda; Lepetellida; Haliotidae. The transcript is spliced from 3 exons. The record is from RefSeq and is a predicted model, not a curated record. The coding region runs from base 1 to 306 and encodes 101 amino acids.